AUGAGGCACCGGAAACCUGAAAAAAGAAAUGUGAAACCUGUAGAGGUAAUAACUUAAAGCAGUAAAACCCCUUGCAAACAAUCAUAGCAUACUAUUCCUUAACAUAAGUCAUUUUUAUUGACUCAAUAUAAUUUAGCAACUCUGAGUAUUAAAAGAUCAAAGUGGAAUUGCUUUCUCUGAUAAUACCAAAGAAUUCCUAAGCUAGUUAGUUAACAUGCCUAUUACAGAUGCGGUUGUUCCAUCUAGUCUAAAAUAUGUGUCUCGUCCCCUCAUCUCAAGAAGGCAAAUCUGAUUCACUAAAAAUUUAGCAGCUUUCGCCCUAUCUCAAACCUGACAUUUAUCUCAAAAUGUGUUGAAAAGGUUGUAGUGACUCAAUGACAAUUUUUUAUUAUGCCAUCAUGUUGAGGAUAACAACCUAUUUGAAAUUGAUCAGUCUGCCAAUAAACAAUAUCGUAGCACAGUUCUAAACAGCACUGAUUAAAGUUCAAGAUGAUACACUCCUAGCCAUUGAUAAUAAUUCCUGCAUGAUACUGCUCCUAUUGGAUCUUUCAGCAGCCUUUGAUAGAGUUGAUCACCAGAUACUUUUGCAUCGUCUUUCUUUUUGGCAUCGUUACAAAAAUGUACAUUAAUGUCAAUGGAGCCGGAUGCAAGGCAGGCUUCAACCACCUUCGAAACGUUAGCUGCAUAAGUAAAUAUAUCAGUUGCCAUACCGUGGAAAUGCUUGUGCAUGCUUUCAUUACUUCCAGAUUGGACUUCUGUUAUUCACUUCUGUAUGGACUACUGAAACAAACUAUCAAGAGACUUCAGCACGUUCAUGUAGCAGCCAGAAUUGCUGCGCUUACACCAAAACAUGAACAUAUCUCACCAGUAUUACAGGAACUUCAUUGGCUUCCUAUAGAAGAGCAUAUAACUUUUAAGAUUUUUUAAUGACCUUUAAAUGUUUAAAUGGCUUAGCCCCUUCAUAUUUGUAUGACCUAGUAAUUACAUACGUGGUAUAUUCCUCGGUCAACUUACUAGAUCUGCUAAUUGCCAUCAUAUGCUUGAUGUCUAAUAUAAUCUGCACAGCUAUGGUUUUCGGUCUUUUUCAGUAACGUCUCCACCGUUGUGGAAUGACAUGCCACUAGAAAUUACCAUAGAUCUUGUGAGACUUUGAACAAUUUUAAGAAAAAACUCAAGACCUAUCUUUUUCUGACAGCACUUUAUAAUAAUAAUAAAUAUAAUACUUUAUUUAUAUAGUGCCAUUUCCAGCUAUGUCCAAUAGCGCUUUACAAUGUUACAAAAUUACAAAAUUAAUAUUGUUCCAAAUCUGUAAUUCAAAAAUUACAUUCAAUUGAAACUACUAAAAUAUAAAAAAGACUAAUUUAACAAAAACUUAAAAUAUAAAGGUAAAAUGUAAAAAGGACUAAUAUAUAUAUAUAUAUAUAUAUAAAGUGACUGAAAUAUAAAAAGAACUAAUUUGAUAGAAUGCUUUCCUAAAAAGAUAAGUCUUCAGUUUUUUCUUAAAAUCGUUUGAACUCUCACAAGAUCUUAUUUCUAGUGGCAUGUCUUUUCACAGCUGUGGUGAUGCUACUGAAAAAGAACGAAAACCACAGUUUCGCCGAUUAUACCUAACAUCAAGCAGGCGAUGGCUGUUAGCAGAUCUUACAUGUAAGUUGCACCUAGGAAUAUACCUUGUAACUAGGUCGGACAAAUAUGAAGGAACUAAGCCAUUUAAACAUUUAAAGGUCAUUAAAAGAAUCUUAAAAGUUAUGCGCUCCUUUUAUAUUUUAGCCUUUUUUAUCUCAAAGCGUUUUUUUUUAAUCAAUUACAUGUAGUUUUGCUAUUUUUAAUUUGUUUUAAUUCAGUGAAAUAUAUGAAGAAUAUUUAUGAUAUUUUCAAUAUUUGCUGUAAAGUGCCUUUGGGAAUUGUUAGAAAUGGUGCUAUAUAAACAAACUGUUAUUAUUAUUAUUUAUAAUUUGAGCCCAGUUAUUGAGAGGUUUUUUCAAAAAAGUUGUUUUAAAAUUAAUCUGCAAUUUUUGCAAGGAAUGUAUGACUCAUUAACAAUUUUGGCACACAGCAAUCAUAAGCAGUUUUCUACAGCUGGUACUUCCUUAAAUAGAGCUUACAAAGAUGUACAAAUUGCAUAAACAUACCAAGUUCAGGCGCAUAGGAGAAGGGGGCAUAAAUAUUGAGGUAACGGAAAACAAAUUACCGAGGAAAAUUCAGAAAACUGCUAAUGAACUUUAUUAAGGCCAUAGCUUAGAUCCUGAGAAGACUGGGUACACGGCCAAAGUUCGAAACUAUGAACAUGAAGUAUAGAGGUGCAGGUGCACAAGUUGGUUACAUGAAAUGUACCAUGGCUGAGAGUGGGCUCACCUCCUUGCUCUAAUGCAUAUCAAUAUGUAUAAGCAUGAUUUACCUGUUGAUCUGGAAGAAAUUGUCAAAUUAUUUUGAUGCUGGAGUUGUCAAGUUUAGUUUAGGAAUGGCCGGCCACAUAGAACGUGUACCUUUAACAAAGUUUUAGAAAAAAUUAUAGCAUUCUUUUCAUUCCAGCCUUACUUAAUUUGCUCUGGGUUUCUUCUUUUUCUCGCUGUCAUAGAGACAUCAUUUCAUUGGAAGGAACAUAGAAAACACACAUUAGAAAAGAUAGUCAGAUAUAAGAGCCAACUUAUCUUUUUGUAUAUCUGUCAUCAAUUUUUCUUUAUUCGCACAAGCAGAAUAAUGCUUUCUUUUGUUCAAGCCUUGAAAUGAAAAUUGAUCUGAAAUAUUUCAGAUACUUGUGUUUUUGCGCUCAAGUUUUCCCUUUUCUUCCUGACAGUGCUCGGUUUGCAUUUGGCUUUCAGUUUCAAAACAAACACCCCUUCUAAAACUUCAGCUAGGCGCCUGAAGUUAAUAAGCUCUUUUAAUUUCUCAAUUCAAUAAAAUUUAUGGGUAAAUUUAUGGGUGAAUUUGUAUUUGGUAUUGGUGCUUAGAGGGUUAAUGUUUUUAUUUUGACUCAACACAAGCUAUUCUCAGGUUUUGUGACCUGGCUAUGCUGCCAUAAUUGUGACUGUGCCAGAUUCCUAUUCAACCAUCUGCCACAAGUUUUUUAAACAUGAGGAAUUGUAGACCCUCUGUAAGAAACCUUUUUAAAACCUGUGUACAGGAUCAGGUUUGUAGCCACUAAAAACUGUUAGAAUUAUGGGAUUGGGCAAAAAUUUUGGCUGAGAUAACUCAUUAAAAAAUAUUUAUUGCUGAACUGUUGAUGUUUCUUUUUUUUAAUAGCAGAAAAAUAGUUCAGGUGAUGAGGAAGUUGAGAGAGAACAGAACAGCAGCAGUUGGCUGGGACUGUUAAAGUAUUCCCUGUUUCUGUUAGUUCCUGGAUUUCUUAAUCAUGCCGCUCUGUUCCGAGAAGGAGAUGUGCUACGACCGCCAGGUCAGAGUUAAAACUUCAAUCCCAUAAAUGUUACACUAAAGUAGUAUUUUUUGAGUAAUACUUCAAUGGGUGCAUGAAGAAAGGCUCUAGUCAGUGGCGGAUUCAGACUGCCAGAAAAGGGGGUGGGGUCUCAAAAAAUAAUUUUUUCGGCCCUUUGGGCCUCAGUUUGGUCACAAAAUAAGGAGACGCCCAGGACCCCCUGGUCCCUCCCCUAGAUCCACCACUGCUAGUUAUUCUUGGUCUAAUUUCACUUGUGGCUUUAUUUCAGUCACCCUUUGAACUGGGAGGGAAAUUCUGAUAAAAAUAGAGUCAUUGUGUCAAGUAAUUAUCUUAGUUUUUUUUCUUUUUAACUAUGACACCAUUGAUAAGUACACUGCAGCAGUCAUAACUAUCAAUCUCAGCUGAAUUAAUGUUUCAAACAUUUAGCUUUGCAUUUUUAUAUGGCUUGCACAUGACUUAUAUCAGUGAUUCAUGUUGGUAUGAGCUCAUGCUUCAGCGGUUUCGAUUUAAAUUUAUUAACAUCAUCAGUGAUUUUGUUACAAAUAGUUAUAUGGUGAGUCCUAGGACUCAUCAACAACAACAACAACAACAAGUUUAUUUCAAAUUAAGUAUAGUUUACAAAGCUUGUGCUCCCAUAAACAAACCAGUGAGUCCCAGUUCAAAAAGACAGGGAGUCCUAAAUUGAACAAUUACAUACUUGGGCCUUUACUGUGUAUGUGACCAGACAGUUAAUCUGGAGACAGAUGCCAAAACUCUUUAUUACAGUUUACUGAAAUUAAAAUAUAGUCCUUCUAUAUAUUUAGAGCACAAAAAGACUAAAAUAAACAUGCAUCUUUAAACAAUUAGCCACAGAAAUCACACAAACAGGAUAUUAUACGAAAAAAUCUUCAAAUCGAGCGAUCGUCCUUUGGAUCCUACGGGACGCAUGCCUUGAAUUACAUGUAUUUUGCGUCUUUGCGGAUUUUUAUGCGUCAGGGAUGCAGGACCCAGAGGUAACAAAAUCACUGCAUCAUAGCAGAAACUAAGAAUGAGUCAUACGCAUACAGCUUAUCAUGGUAGCGUUUUCAAGAUUUUGGAUCUGGCAUGGGACCUGUUUGGGACAAAAUGAGUCUUCUGGAAGAGUGGAAUACUAACGUGCGCAAUCAGUGCUAAGAAAUUUUUUUCAGAGUGCAGCAUAUCAUCAAGUUUGAUGUGCCUGCCCCAGUAAAUACUUCUUUCAAAUUCUGCAUGCCUAUUUUUGAGGUUCAGCCUUGUGGAUUGAUCUAAUCAAUGGCAAUAUAUAUGUGCGUUAUUUUAUAGGUGAACUUUAUGAUAUUGGUUGGAAGCAGAAACUCUUCAUGGGUUGCUCUGGGCGUGGUCCACCCACUGUCAUUUUUGAUGCCCCCACAGGUCAGUCAUCAGAUGCUUGGGCACUGAUUGCACCUGAAAUUGCCAAGAUCGCCAGAGUAUGUAUCUAUGAUAGAGCUGGUUUAGGAUUCAGUGACAGACCUUUAGUCAACUGGUCAGAUCCACAGCAAGCAAAAAGAGGCAAAUUAUCGACCAGUGAGAGAAUGGUGGAGGAUUUCCAUCGGUUAUUUGCGUUAAGCUCUGAUCAGCCCAAACCUUUCAUACUAGUAGGUGCAGAGUUAGGAGCAGUCAACGCAAGAUUUUUCACGAAUAUGUUUGAGAACGACGUGGAAAGUUUGGUGUUGAUAAAUCCUCUGGCUGAGGAGGGAUUGUUUGGUGAAGAGUGGACACAAAUGUGGUAUGAGCGAUAUGCUUCCUCUCAGCAAGUACUGCAAUUUUCUGCGGCAGUAGGGAUCACUAGAAUAGCGCUCAUUUUUGGUUUAAUGAAACCGCCGAUGCAGCACAAACUUCUGUCUUCCAAUGUGACUAUGCGACAGAAACACCUGCUUUGUAAACCUGGUCAUCUUAGUGCGGCGGUUGAUGAAUUUUUUUUCGCAAACGAAAGCUUAGCGCAGCUGAGAAUGUUGCGAAAGCUGAAGCCGUUUCCACAGUCAGCCACUGUCUCAGUCAUCAGUAGUGCAUUAUAUGAUGAGAGGCUGAGUGGAGAGUUAAAUCAGGUAAAUUUAUAAUAUAUGUACAACAUCAAGGAGUGAUACUUUUAAGUCUCUAACGACCUGACUACCAAAAAGUCGGGUCGACUUGUUCUUUGUAAUGUCGUCCCCACCCGAACGGCCACCCGAACGGAUCGUCGCGAUCCGUCACCAUCUGGAGACCCCCUCUCUCAACAUCAGAGAGUAAUAUUCUUCUAAGUGUCUCACGACCUGACUACCAAAAGGUCGGGUCGACUUGUACAUAGAUGGGACCAUACCGCCCAAUCGGAUCGUCUCGAUCCGUCACCGUCUUGCGAUACCCAGAUAACAGGAACACUUAGAAGUAUUAGUCUUGACUUCCGGUGACCGAAUUCACAUCCCUUUAACAUACCAGGACCUGACUUCCGGUAGACAGAACGAGUUCAACAGUGUUCAAUGUUAGAUGACCGGACUCAGUAUGUGUGUAUUGGACAACUCUUGGCGUCUUUGAGCGACGGACGACCACCGGAAGUGAAUUUAUUGAAUUUUUGGGCGGUGGUUUUCACCAGAUUUUCGGGCAAAUUUUCUCUAUGUGGGUAAAGAUACUUAGCAAUAUAAUUGUGAUAGCGUCAAGGAAUGUCAAAAGGGAAAAGGCUUUAUUUCUGUUUUACGUCCGUCGCUUUAAAACGCUUGGGCUUAAGCUUCUCAAUAGGGAGCUUUAAUAAGCAACAGCGUUUUUGAGCGACGGACGUCAACCGGAAGUGGACUUUUUGCAUCACUGGACAGUGAUUGGUUGAAACUCUCGGGUAAACAAAAGAAACUUAGCAAUACAAAUUUGUUAGCGUCAAGGCAUAUAAAAAGGGAAAAGUCCUCACUUCCGGUUGACGUGCGUCGCUCAAAAACAUCUUUGCUUAAGCUCUACUCUCUUCCCGGAAUAAUAGUGCAUUUCGCAUAAUGCUGAGGUAUACAGCUACUUCGAGAAAGGUUGUCGGAAAAAAAAGGUGCCUAGAGCGACGCGACAAUCCCGAAAGGUAAUAUGGAAUAUGAUCAAUACACUGUUCUUGGCACUGUAGCUGUCGAACCUACUUUUGUUGCUUUCCUUUAGCACUUGCAAACAUAUAUCCAUGGACUCUCGUGCCAUUCUUUCAAAUUUCAUGAAGAACAGUGAACUCAAAACUACCCACAGUACCUCUCGGGAUUGUCGCGUGCACUUUUUCCGACAACCUUUCUCGAAAUAGCUGUAUAGAUCUAGCACUAUGCACUGACCCUGGGACCCUGGAGUAUUUUAGAUUUACCAAAUCAGUUGAAUAAACAAAGUUAUUUUUUGUAAAUAAAAAACCUCAGUCUGUAAAAUCUUUGCUUUCAUUUUACAUGAAAGUGCUCACAAAUAUUUCGGAGAUUUUGUCCAGUGCAUUUAAAGGUGCGGUAGAACGGGCAACUGAAAAAUGCUUCUGAUUGGUUGAAAAAGUUGCGCGAGAAUCUUCAGCCUAUCACAGAGCGAAGCAAUGCAGUAUCAAGGGGUUUACGAAAUUGGUUUUCUACAAUCAAUUCAUUUUUCACCGUCUUAAACACUUUGGGUCGGUUAUUUAAACGAAGUCUAACUUAGACCGCGGUUUAGAAAAAAAUCUCUGAACAUCCAGAUCUCUUCCUUAGUGGAUUAUUUUAAGAAGGGAAGGCAAAUGCUUAUCUAGUCUUCUUUAUACGCUUUAAUGAAACUGUUCACGAUAAGUGGUGUUUACAUAAAAGCGUUGGCGAAACUGACAAUGGCUUAGAACGCGUUUUUGAUAAACACUGGCUAAACUCCGUUUAAAUGACUGGCCCUUUGUGUCCUUUUUCCAUUUUUGAUUUCAGGUGUGGUCAAAAUCUCAGGAUCAGAUUUCAAGUGUGUUACAUCCAGGAAGUGAAAGAACUAACCUAUCUGGGACUGCUCAAUCCGCUCUUUUACACCACUAUAACACCAUCGUGAAAGUGGUUAAAAGACAUGUUGAAAUAUGGAACCAGAAACAACUUAAACUUAAACGCUUUUAA
This is a messenger RNA of Porites evermanni, 7437 nucleotides long. The record is from the annotation of a GenBank genome assembly. Lineage: Eukaryota; Metazoa; Cnidaria; Anthozoa; Scleractinia; Poritidae.